AUGUCGAAUGAAGUGCCAGACACAGUACGACAACAACACGUAAUCCAUCCUCAAUAUUUCUUCGCAAUUUCACUUUUUUUCCUCCAUGGAUACUAUAAUUUCGUACGGCUGGAUGGUUGGUUUCACGGAGCCAUAAACCUUCUCAAAGAAACCAUAACGAUCAUUAUCCUUGGCCCAUUUUGCUUCAGUAAUUAUGACGCAAGCCGUGACAAGAAGCGUGAUAUUGCGGAACGUAAUGUGCGGCAAGCUACCCACGCGGCAAACAUCACUGCAGUGGUCUUUAUUACGAUUCGAUUAAUUUGGAAUUUUUCUGUGCUGGCGACGCACAAUAACGGUAUAAGCGACAACGCGAAUGCGUUUGAGAUUAUGAAUAAUGGAUUUUGGCUUGUCCCGCUUAUGACAAUCGCGUUCUUUAUUCGGCUCUGCUCGUUAAAGCCCGACACUGGUGAGCUCCAAUUUCUUAAAUAUAUUUUGAGGUAUCCAUGGCGAUUCAUCUCGCCGACAAGACAGAACGAAACGUUCAGUGGUGGAAAUAAGCGUCAGGAAAGAAGGUCGUAA
Molecule: messenger RNA, 558 nt
Organism: Trichoderma harzianum CBS 226.95
Lineage: Eukaryota; Fungi; Ascomycota; Sordariomycetes; Hypocreales; Hypocreaceae
Exons: 2
Coding region: 1-558 (185 amino acids)
Source: RefSeq, a predicted model, not a curated record